This is a messenger RNA of Cylicostephanus goldi, 691 nucleotides long. Lineage: Eukaryota; Metazoa; Nematoda; Chromadorea; Rhabditida; Strongylidae. The record is from the annotation of a GenBank genome assembly.
AUGCGAUGGAAUGCCGUGUUGCAAUCUACAGCUGUAGGUGAAAUUGAAGUCGGCAAGACUUAUUGUUGCUACAAGUUUUUGAGUCAGGGUGGUAAGCAUAUUUCCGACAACGACUCGCUAGCCGCUCGCUUAUCGGCUGAGAUAGAGGCAGAAUUAAUGAUUAUCCUCUCUAAUGUGAAUGGCGUCUACACAGGUCCCCCGGACAUGGAAGGGUCUCGUCUGCUUCACACUUUCGUUCCAACAGAGGAUGCAGCCGUUGUAUUCGGAGCCAACAGCAAAUUUGGUACCGGAGGAAUGGAGAGCAAGGUGAACGCCUGCGUAACUGCUCUUGAAAAUGGUGUCACCACCAUAAUCACCAAUGGUCUGGCGCAAAAUGCUAUCACUGACGCGUUUUCUGGAAAGAAAAUUGGAACUAUGUUCUGCAGAACACAUCUCCACGAAGGUCCACCUAUCGAAGAAGUGGCUAGUAAAUGUCGCGACUCCGGCAGGCAACUUGCCUCUCUCAGCAAUGCGGAAAGAGCGGCCAUGGUACGUCAUCUUGCCGGACUGCUCGUGGCUCGCGAAAAAGACAUCAUGGAUGCGAAUCGUCUGGAUAUGAAUAAUGCCAAGAACAGUGGUGAGUUAGAUGUUGGUUUUGUCCUUCAAGAGCUUGUGCUGAGUUAUAUCAAAGCAAUGUCAUCUAGGACUUGAA